Messenger RNA from Penicilliopsis zonata CBS 506.65, 861 nucleotides. RefSeq lists its product as hypothetical. NCBI's taxonomy places the organism in Eukaryota, Fungi, Ascomycota, Eurotiomycetes, Eurotiales, Aspergillaceae. The record is from RefSeq and is a predicted model, not a curated record. The coding region runs from base 1 to 861 and encodes 286 amino acids. The transcript is spliced from 3 exons.
AUGAACUUCAGUCCGCAAGAUCUUGUUCAUUAUUUUUCAGCCGCUGCUGGCGCCUUUCCACUCGACAAGCCGGGCAUUUAUCUUGUCUCUGAAGACGAGGAAGACCUGGUGGAGAAGCUGUGGACAGGCACUGAAAUCAAGGAUGAAUUCUGGAUUGCCGGUGAAAUACGCACGAACAGUCCAGCAUUAUAUUUGCUGAAAGAGAACGAUAGACGUGUCCUGUGCGUCGAUCAGGAUAACAAUCUCUUAUGCUUUACUUGGGACGCGGAAGAAGAUGGAUGGAACCAGGUCACCUUGGACUCCAGCGAAUCACUUGCUGUCCACGCUUCGAGCCAUCUUAGCGGUUGUUAUGUCCCUGAAGGCCAGAUAGUCUUCUUCGAGGACCCUUCUGGCAGCUUGCAAAAGAUCCGGAUUGAUGAUAACGGAGUAUGCGAGAGACUGCCUUCCCUCGUAGAGGGAUAUCAGAGCGGAACACCGCACUGUGCCGUCAUUUCAGAGGCCCACGUCCUCCACCUGCUCUAUGUUCAUCAAGACCAUUCCAUUCAUGAUCUUGCGCAGGGGCUGAGAAGCGGCGAGUGGCGGGACACGGCACUCCCCGGAACCCAGGCUCGGCUCGAGGAGAACGAGCAGAUCAUCAAAUUUAUGCCGAUCCCCAAGCACGAUCUGAGCUUCGAGCUCAUCGCUUUGACGUCAUCCGACGCCUUGGUUCGUAUCGAUAAUGACGGAUCGAGGAUAGUCCUAGGAAAAGUCGUCAAUGGCCGCUUCAUGCCCACAUCAACCGAGGAGUGUGUCAUUGAGACAAUGAGAUUGAUCAAGAAAGGCGUCAAGGCUGUGUCUGGCGGGUUAAAAACAAAGAAGUAG